Molecule: messenger RNA, 1722 nt
Organism: Hemisphaericaspora subhashii
Lineage: Eukaryota; Fungi; Ascomycota; Pichiomycetes; Serinales; Debaryomycetaceae
Gene: UTP18
Product: Utp18p
Exons: 1
Coding region: 1-1722 (573 amino acids)
Biological process (GO): rRNA processing
Cellular component (GO): small-subunit processome; Pwp2p-containing subcomplex of 90S preribosome
Molecular function (GO): protein binding
Source: RefSeq, a predicted model, not a curated record
AUGCCGAAGAAUAAAAAGGGAGACGAAGUAGAAAUCCCACCGAAGGAUGAAGAAGAGCUUCUCUUGGAGAAACUUGUUUUUGGAGAUUCAGCCGGCUUUGAACUGAAUUUGAAAAAACUUGAUAAUUUAUAUGAUUAUAGUGAUGAAGAAGAAGAUGUUGAUGGAGAUGUUGAAUCUGAUUUCAAAGAUGAGAGUAAUGAUGAAGAAGGGUUAGAACAUAUUCAAGAUGAUAAUUUAUUUUUUAUAGAUGAAGGAGCAGAAGGAGAUCGCGAUGAGGAUGCCAUGGAGAUAGAUAGUCAGGAUGAGGAUGAAGAAGAAGAGGAAGAAUCAGAGAGUGACGAUGAGGAAAAUGCAUGGGAAGAUAGUGAUGAUGAGAGACUCAACAUCUCUUUGAAUUCUUCUGAUAAAUUAAAGAAAUUGAGAAGAACUCCUCAAGAUAGUUCCAUUUCUGGGAAAUCAUACAUAAUAAGAUUAAGAUCCCAAUUUGAAAAGAUCUACCCAAGACCAAGCUGGAUCGAUGACAUAGACCAAUCUGAAUCUGACGAGAACUCUUCUGAUAACGAUAUAAUCCUAGAUGACGAUGAUGAAGAAGAAGGAAGAUCAAAUGGAAACACUAAUGCUUUACUAGAUAUCCUUUCAUCAACUCAAUCAUUCAUCAUAACCAAACAAUUAAAAUUAAUCUCCCCCAACCGAAUCUCAAUCACAAGACUCAAGGACGCCAACUAUCAAAAACUAGGCAAAUCAUCAAUCCAAUCACUUAGCUUCCAUCCUACGCAUCCAUUAUUAUUAACCGGUGGAUUUGACAAAACUCUAAGAGUAUAUUAUAUCGAUGGAAAAAUUAACAAUUUCAUAACUUCGAUUCAUUUAAAGAAUUGUCCUAUAUCAACUUGUCAAUUCUCUCCAUCACUCGACACAAAUCAGAAUUUGGUGUUUGCGGCCGGUAGAAGAAGAUAUAUGAAUAAAAUCGAUUUGAAUUCUGGUGAAGUUGAGAAAAUAAGUCGAUUAUAUGGACAAGAACAAUUUCAAAAAUCAUUUGAAUAUUUUAAGAUUAGUCCUAAAGGUACAUAUAUCGGUAUGACGGGAAAUAGCGGUUGGUGUAAUUUACUUAAUGGAACUACUGGUCAAUGGAUUAGGGGGUUUAAGAUUGAAGGAACGAUUGUUGAUUUUGAAUUCGCCAGAGAUGAAUCAUUUAUUGUGAUUGUGAAUUCAGCUGGUGAAGUAUGGGAAUAUGAAUUAAAACAAGAGGCAGCCCAACAAUCACAACCAAAGGGUAAUAAAAAACCAAAAACGUAUAAUAAAUUACUUAGAAAAUGGCAAGAUGAUGGUGGGAUAGGUAUAACCAAAAUCAAACUAGGCGGACCUAAAAACAGAUGGAUAGCAAUCGGUACCAAUAACGGUAUAGUCAACAUCUAUGAUCGUUCCAAAUUCACCACCGUGGAAACUUCCCGUCCUCAUCCAAUAAAAACAAUCGAAAACUUAAUCACUUCAAUAUCGACCUUAGAAUUCAGUCCAGAUGGACAAUUGUUAUGUGUCGCCUCCAGAGCAAAGAGAGACGCAUUAAGAUUGGUUCAUUUACCUAGUGGAUCAGUAUAUAGUAAUUGGCCAACUAGUGGUACUCCAUUGGGAAAAGUUACCACCGUGGCAUUUUCUCCUAAUAAUGAGAUGUUGGCUAUUGGGAAUGAAGGUGGGAAAGUCACUCUUUGGAGAUUGAAUCAUUAUUAA